Molecule: messenger RNA, 928 nt
Organism: Durio zibethinus
Lineage: Eukaryota; Viridiplantae; Streptophyta; Magnoliopsida; Malvales; Malvaceae
Product: protein SMALL AUXIN UP-REGULATED RNA 51-like
Biological process (GO): response to auxin
Source: RefSeq, a predicted model, not a curated record
AAUAGUAACUUAGAACAAACUUGCAAAACAUUGUCAAUGGCUAAGCUUAGGAGUAGCAGCAAGAAGAAGAAUGGAAUUGUGAAGCUCAAGAUUAUUGUAGAGAAGCUGCACAAGGGUCUUUUUUUAGGAAGGAAAUGGAACUCGUUUAACGACGAACGUGAUGAAAUUCAUGACUCCACCUAUGUGCCUGAAGAUGUAAAAAAAGGACAUUUUGCUGUGGUUGCGGAGUAUGGUAAGGAACCAAGGAGAUUUGUGGUUCCAUUGAGUUAUUUGACACAUCCGAAGUUUUUAAUGCUAUUGGAGCAAGCAGCAGAGGAGUAUGGAUUCAAUCGCGAGGGAGCCCUGACAAUUCCUUGCCGUCCAAGUGAGCUUGAGAGGAUAUUAGCCGAGCAAUGGCAAGAAGCGGACUCAAAUGCUAAUGUCAACUGGGGUGCCUGUGAAGCCACGAUACAAAGCUAUCGAAACAGAAAAGGAGCUACAGGCUUCGAUAUUAAUAUAUAUAGCUUGAUGAAUUUUCCACCCCCUAGUAGUUAUUGAUCUUCCUUGUAGACUCCGUGAAUUGUUUUCUGAUCAUCUCCUUUUUCAAUUCAUGUUUUGUACUAAUUCUAUCGGGGCAACUAAAUGAAAUAAUUAAAAGAGAAAAUCUUGCUUAUUUGCAGUCGUUCCUCAUUAGGAAAGCAGUGCUUCUCGUCACAGGCAAUUGCUGUAGAGCAAGUAAGUACAUAUUCAUAAUUUCUUUGGCCAAAAAAACAAAAGGUAGGUCGAUCCAUAGUUUUCCUUGGUAUUUCUGUUCAAACAGAUAAAUCAGCAGCACAUUUGGGCAUUGACUAGCUAACAGCUUUUGAACAGUCACCUGAAGAAAAGUACAUUGAGUAAAAGUACCUAAGAAGCGAAAAAGUUGGAUCUUUGCUCUUUCAACUUUGUAAUG